This is a messenger RNA of Paramacrobiotus metropolitanus, 1363 nucleotides long. RefSeq lists its product as uncharacterized. Gene Ontology annotation, molecular function: metalloendopeptidase activity. Bases 212 to 1363 code for a protein of 383 amino acids. Gene Ontology annotation, biological process: protein processing. NCBI's taxonomy places the organism in Eukaryota, Metazoa, Tardigrada, Eutardigrada, Parachela, Macrobiotidae. The transcript has 7 exons. The record is from RefSeq and is a predicted model, not a curated record. Gene Ontology annotation, cellular component: plasma membrane.
UUUAUGGUCUGGUGGCGAUCGGUUAACUCUGUUACUGACAUAACGGAUUUAAAACAAAAAUACCGAACAUUGUUACAAACUCUUUGAAAGUAGAAACUACAGCAAUCCCACUGAAAAGAAAGCAAUAGAUAUCUACAACCAGUGCACCAACCGAACGCACGAUAUUGCCCCAGGAUUCCCUUACCAAACCUUGUUGCGCACCGUGGACGACAUGCUGGGCGGAGGGUCACUCCUCGAUGCCCAUGCCAAUGUGACCGCCUUUCUUCUGGAAGACACUCUCAUUCGGCUGCAGCAGAACAACAUUCAGACUUUCGGCCUUCUGUACGUUGCCGACGAUGUCGUGUCCGGCGACGAGCAGAUCCUGUACCUAAUGGCGCCCGAACGUUUUGUGCAGCGGGCCGCACGGUGGGAGCCAAGUGCAUUGGAAAACGCUCAUGUCAACAACACCAUUAAUAACACAUUUGUUAAACUAUAUCGAGCUUGGGUUCCAUUCGUGCAGAGUUUGAUUGAUGCCACUAAUACGAGCGUCCAAUGGUCCACUGUUGAAAGCCGGCUGGAGGGAGCCAUCAUGUUAGAAGCCGUGCUGAAUGCGGGUGCAACAGGAGACCUAGACGGUUCGAAGCGCAUAACGUUCAGUGACCUUUCAACAGCGCCAUACCGUUCACAGUUUCUAGCCAACUUUCUGUCGCUUUUCAACGCCAUGCUCAGAGCUUCCAAGGUGAAUUUCCAAGCCACAACGGCAACAACGUUAGGCGACACCAGAACAGCGUACCUUCUUCAUCUGGACAAAACGAUGGCGCAGCUGGAAGCGCAAGGCAACGCUGGACGGGCGACAAUGGCCGAUUGGUUAUGGUGGAGUGCCGUCCAUCAUUAUCUCAAUCAACGGACGGACCAGUGCGUCAAGCUCGUGAAAGAGGCCAUGCCGUUGACCGUCUCGGGGAUGUUCCUCAAGGCGUACAUUCCAGACAGCGCACUACAAAGGGCGAAAGCGUUGACAUCGGAAACUGCCAAAGGGGUUCGCGAUGCGGUCCUUUUAAAAGCGGAAUGGAUGGACCGCGCAACGCAGGACGCAGCGGUGGACAAGCUGAACCAUACACUGCGGAUGGUCGGUUAUCCCGAAGAUUUCUUGCGCAACUGGACAAUUCUCGACAAACUUUAUGAAAAGGUCUCCAACACUGUGCUGCAGGGAAUUUGCAAUUUUCUGCUGCGUCAUGGGUUUUCCGUUGUGAAACUUCGUCAGCUCUUCCUGUGUGGGACCAGUAUCGGUCAGAGAGAUUGGUGGAAAAACCUACUACAGAUGCCCUUACCGGAUGUUUCACCUUUAUGGAGGCGGCAUGGGAAGGGAAGAGCUGGGAAAACAUAG